Molecule: messenger RNA, 1466 nt
Organism: Phoenix dactylifera (date palm)
Lineage: Eukaryota; Viridiplantae; Streptophyta; Magnoliopsida; Arecales; Arecaceae
Source: RefSeq, a predicted model, not a curated record
CGUCAUAUAAUCGCCGAUAGGUGACAGAAAUUAGAUUUACUUUACGAUACGAGCAGUUGUGUCCCAGGGUCUACCAUUGUGUUUGUUCUCGUGCCGAAGCCGAAGAACGUUUUCCAAGCUCUGGACUACAUCGAGGAAGAGCUCGUGGAGAGAUGGGCGUGGACUGGGCGGCGAUGGAGAUGGUCUUCUCGCUGGAAUUCUGGCGGAUGGCCGUUGUUUGGACCCUCUCGCUCCUCUUCUCCUACUUCCAACUCCUCCGCCUGUCCCCGUCCUUCCCUCGCCGCCGCUUCACCCCUGAGCCGGCCUCCAAGGUCAAGCGCCCCAUAUGCGUCGUAACCGGCGCGACGUCGGGAUUGGGCGCGGCCGCGGCGAAAGCCCUAGCCGGCGAAGGCUAUCACGUUGUUCUAGCUGGGCGUUGCCCUCAACUUCUAUCUAAGAUCAUUGAAGAGAUCAAGCAGCAACAUGGAGAUGCCCAUCUAAAUGCAUUUCAGGUUGACUUGUCAUCCAUUCAUUCCAUUAUGAAGUUUGAAAGUUCUUUAAAGCAGUGGCUUUUGGAUUCCUAUCUGCAUCCUUCAAUACAACUCCUGAUAAAUAAUGCUGGAAUGUUAGCAAAAUCACUUCGAGUUACUGCUGAUGGAUUUGACCAGAUGUUGGAGACAAACUACAUUGGAGCAUUUGCUUUGACCAAUCUUCUUAUGCCACUACUCAAGAGCAGCCCUGUGCCCUCUCGGAUAGUUAAUGUGACAUCUUUUACACAUCGAUGUGCAUCUGAUGUUGGUGUUGAUAAGGAAACACUGGCUAGGAAAAAUCUCUGUUGCUUGUCAACCUCAAAAAGGUAUCCUUUGGCUGCUACUUAUGAGUAUUCAAAACUGUGCUUACUGUUAUUCUCAUAUGAGCUACAUCGGCAGCUUUGCGUGAUGGAUCCAACUUCUACCGUCUCUGUCAUCCCUGCAGAUCCUGGAGUAGUAGAAACCAACAUCAUGCGGGAACUUCCUCCAUGUCUCUCCCAACUAGCUUUUAUGGUUCUUAGAUUCCUGCAUCUUUUGCAAUCUCCUGAAUGUGGAGUUGGCUCUAUUCUUGAUGCAGCCUUGGCACCACCUGAGGCUUCAGGGAAGUAUUUCUUUGGCGGGAAGGGCAGGACAAUCAAGUCCUCUUCGCUUUCCUACGAUGCGAGACUUGCAGAGAGACUGUGGUCAGCUUCUUUAAUGCUGCUUCAAGAAGCAAAAUGCCGAGUGCCUGAAUCAGCAAACACUUGAUGAAAUUUACGGACAUUCAGGUUUUCAUGGAGGAUGCUUCUAAUCAUGUAGUCAAAUCAACCACAAUAUCGUGUGUUCAUGGCUUUAGUUUCUAAGUGUCGAAUGAACGCUUAUAUGGGUGUUCAUAAUAAGCAUUCAUCAUAUUCCUUUCUCCCUCUCUCUUUUGUCAUGAUCAACAAUGCAGAAGGCAAGGCAUGUUCUGUUACCGCA